AUGGCGAUGAUGAUGACUGGCCGUGUGCUGCUGGUGUGUGCCCUCUGCGUGCUGUGGUGCGGUGCCGGCGGUGGCGGAUGCAGUGAGGCUUUGGUACCUGUUGCCGAAAUAACUGUUGAUUCUGCGAGUGUUGGUGUUGUUACCGACAAAGACACCGAUCGUACGGUGCCUGGUGAACUGGGAAACCCUUCCGUAGAGAAAAAACAGCUGCAAAACGUUGAGGAUUCCGCACCCGGGUCCCCGCAAUCGCAAGCUGGCUUAGAUAUUGAAUUAACAAAACAGCAGCCACACACCGACCACAAACAUACGGAUCCACCGCCACAUUCACAAUCAUUGCAAGAAGAGCGGCGUGAUGGAAUACCCGAGGGUUCGCCAGGGGAAUCGGCGGCUUCACUCAGUCAAGAGGACACGAAGCAUACAUCAAUUGUAAGUCCAGAGCGUAAUGAUCCGCCAUCUGCUUCAAGUAACAACAAUACCGUCAGCAGUAAUAGUGAGGAAGGCACAGAAGGUACUCCGAGCAGUACUGAAAUUAUAGUAGCCGCACCGUCAGAAGACGGCCAGGAAGAUGAAAAUGUCACUCCUUACUUGGAACAACCUCAGGAAACUUCCACAGCCGCACCGGCCAUUACCACUCAAACAAGUUCCAUGACGGCGCCCGAAGAAAAUGAGAGCAACACCGUCAAAAUGAGUGAUGCAUCACCACAAACAACAGUCGCCGCCAACUCAAAUGUUGCGACGAAGCCUGCCGAAAAUGAUGGCAGCACCGCGGUCUCCCACACCACCUCCCCUCUUUUGCUUCUUCUUGUUGUUGUUGCGUGUGCGGCUGCUGCUGCGGUGGUGGCCGCGUGA
This is a messenger RNA of Trypanosoma cruzi, 849 nucleotides long. Its product is annotated as mucin-associated surface protein (MASP), putative. Bases 1 to 849 code for a protein of 282 amino acids. The transcript has a single exon. Lineage: Eukaryota; Euglenozoa; Kinetoplastea; Trypanosomatida; Trypanosomatidae. The record is from RefSeq and is a predicted model, not a curated record.